This is a messenger RNA of Paramuricea clavata, 1803 nucleotides long. The record is from the annotation of a GenBank genome assembly. Lineage: Eukaryota; Metazoa; Cnidaria; Anthozoa; Malacalcyonacea; Plexauridae.
GGGAGAACGAACAAGUUAGUGGAUGGUUGUUACUCACUGUGGCAAGGAGGUGUAUUUCCUUUAAUACAUCAUGUCCUAAAGAAGCAGAAUGAUCAAGCAUUAAGUAGUGAAAGUUGGAUGUUUGAUCAAGGUGAGCCAAAGAGCCAUGCAUAAAAAACCUAAAGAGGGACAAGUCGGAGGAACGAGCUCGUGAGGACUUGCGUGGAGCGACCUUUCCACGCAACAAAUGGUUGCGGGAACUUGUGGUCACACAUGCAGAGCGAGAUUUCAAGGCGACAAGUCGCUGUGACAAUUCACUCUGGUUGGUCAAUUUUAAUUUUGUUCCAUCGACAUGUCGCAAGAGCUGUACACACGAUGGGACAAGUCUCAAGACGAAAACUUAAGCUUACCUAAUAAAGAUUGCGAUAGCAUAAGUAAACCUACAGUAAUAUUAUUUCCCGUUUCUUUCAGCUGCGUUGCAAACAUACUUACUAGCAAACUGUCAAUAUCCUUCUGGCGGGCUCAUUGAUAAACCUGGAAAGUAAGUCUUGGAUUGCUUUGAAGUAUUUCGUUAAAGUGCGACUAACCACAAAUACGAUUUUUGGUUUGUGUGAUAUUUGGGUCAUCCGAAGACGAAAUGUAAUGUAUCUUUGUGAUAAAAAAUCCCAUGUUGAUCAACUUUUUCACUGUCAAUGUUUCCGGAUAUGAUGUCAUUAGGUGAGUUGCAAAUUAAAAUUACGAACACUGAAAUAAUAGGUUAUAAUACAUCUCGCAUUACUUUUUAUUUUUUUGUCUUUCAUCUUUUUUUCCCGAUAAUUACGUCACAAAUCUCUCUCCAAUGUAGUUUUCCUUUGUUUUUUUUCACCAAAAAUUCACCUAUAAUGACAUCAUAUCCGGAAACUUUGCCAGUGAAAAAGUUGAUCAAGAUGAGGUUUUUUACUAUAAAGAUACAUUACAUUUCUUCUUAGAAUGACCCAAAUAUUACACAUACCAAAAAUUAUAUUUGGGGUUAAUUGCACUUUAACAUAGGAUUAAGCUAACCGUGAACAACUGGCCCCUGCAUGCUUUAAUAUUAGGGACCUUAAGCAUGUACGACCGCAACGCGACGACGACAACCAAAUCAAACUUCUUCAAAUAAAUUAUUGCGAAGAAGUGUUGUUAUCUAUUAUCCACUGCAUGUAUACAUGAAUUGAGUUCAGUUUGAAGAGAAUAAAACAAAGGCUUUAUGGUUAAAAACGCUUCUGCUGAGCAAACUUGCAGUUUCACUUGUCGCGUCUUGACAUGUUUGCGUUGUACAAGAGACUCGUGAAAAUCUCUGGUUUGCCGUUUUAAAAAGCCCUAACACAACGUCUCUAACUCCCGUGGGGCUUUUAAUUAUUCAUUUCUUUUGUACGAGAUCAGGAAUAUCAUUGUGUGAAUAGUCGUCGCGUUGCCGUCCUGUCUGCUUAAGGUCCCUACUUCUCAAGGAGGAGAGGUUGGUGAAGCUGGUAGGAGGGUUUUAACGUGUUGAAUUUUCUGUUUUAGAGUUCGUGAUUUCUACCAUACAUGUUACUGUUUAAGUGGUCUAUCUGUCGCGCAGCAUUUUAACGAAAUGGACAAGGUCAAUCGCAAUGUGGUUGGAAAUGAAGAUAAUUUAUUGGUACGAUAAUGAUUUUAACCUUUUAGCUCCACUUAAUAUUAAAUAUAUCUUAUUCGUAUCUUUCUUUAUAGAAUACGACGCAUCCACUAUUUAAUAUUGGAUUGGAUAGCGCGCUGGAAGCAGUGACAUACUAUAACACACUAGAAAUUCCAUCCCUGGAGCAGUUGAGACACUUUAUAGUUUAG